Messenger RNA from Jaminaea rosea, 2196 nucleotides. RefSeq lists its product as hypothetical. NCBI's taxonomy places the organism in Eukaryota, Fungi, Basidiomycota, Exobasidiomycetes, Microstromatales. The record is from RefSeq and is a predicted model, not a curated record. The transcript is spliced from 2 exons. Bases 201 to 2045 code for a protein of 614 amino acids.
UCGACGCUCUUCCGUCCAACACACACACACCAAGACCAACACCGCUCAGCUCAGCCUUGCGUAGGCGUGCAAGCCGCCAGCCAGAGAGCAGUGGGUGCUGAGCAGCUUGAUUAGCAUCUGAUCGCGCGCGCAACUACAAGAUGUCGUCCAUCUUCUCCUCAUCGCCCGAGAGCGACGCACCGGCGCGCAGCCUAACAACAAUGGCCGCUCAGCAUGCGCAGCGUCGCCCACUCUCGCCUGGCGUCGACCUUCUCGCCUCGUCACCUUCAUCGCAGACGCCCUCCCUCCUCGAGGAUCCCGGGCUCAGUGAUAUCUCUAGCCUCGACGGGGAAGACUUUGAACUAAUCGACCGCGACGACGGGAGCGAGACCAGCAGUCGUGGUGACGACGACACACGUAUGACCGCCCCGAAUGCCACGCAGUCCUGGCUCUCCGGUACGGCCACCCCUGGUCGCGACAACGCCGUAGCGGCUGCCACCGCCGCUACCUCGCCCUCGGUGAAUCGCCUGCGUCAGAGCUACCUCGGCGAGUCUACGCUGAGCAUGGAGGAGGUCGAGACCCCUACGACGCAAAGCGCUGUGCUUGACGCCGCGACUACAACGCCGCCUCGCCUCACCGACAUGACGCAGUCGAGUUUCUCUUUUCCCGACCCCAACUCGCCGCCUAGCCAGGGUCUGAGUCCCGUAGAGUCGCGCGACUCGCGUGACUCGCCACACUACCAUGGCGGAUCCUCAGCUGCUGGUCAAGCGGGCCAAGACUUCGCUGCUGCAACCACCGCCCCCGAGCGCGAGUUCCACGACAAGUACGCCACCGCCGACGUCGACUUUGGAGUACACGGCAAGAUCCUCCACUGGCUCUCGCAGUCGACGAGGCGUGGCGAGAACGAAGAGCAAGACGCUGGCCCGUCAUCGCGUACGGCAUCACACCACUCGGACGCACCCAAGAAUCGUCUGCGCAACAUGGCCCUUCUUUUUGUCGUCGUCGGCUGGCUCUUUGCAGUCGUAGGGCUAGGCAGCGCACUCUGGCUCGUCACCCCAGCUCUCCCGCUCAUGGCCGCGCGCUCCCUUUCAGCGCUGGGGCUGCCCAACUUGCAAGGCACGGCGCGCGAGUUCUCCUCCUCGUCGUCGUCAUCAUCGUCGACGCCACCCGCAAACACGCCCCUCGCCUCCUUUCCCCGCAUCGCCAAGGCCGACUGGUCCUCAACAAAGGCCAUCGCAGUCAAGCCCCCCGCGGCGACGCCUCGCACCACGGCGACAGAUGUAGCGCUCGUGGUCAAGAAUCUAUCAACGGACGUGGCUCUCUACCACCAGUACGUCGACGUGGUCCUCUCCAAGCCGCGCGCGCUACUCCAGCAGCAGAGCAGCAAGAGGGGCAAGUGGGUCGAGGACGGGUUUGCCUUCCUCAAGUACGGCAAGGAUCGAGUUCAGGCCGAGGCGCGGGACGAGUGGGCAUACUGGCAGGCAAAGCUGGAAGCGCUGUGGCUGCACGUCGUACGUCCGUUCUUGGAGUCCCUCUACGCCGACGCGAAACGCCAGCACGCCCGCGCUGCGGCCAAGUGGGAGGAUAUCAAGCGACAACACGGUCCUGCCUACGAGGAGAUGCGGCGCGCCACGCAGCUACACAUGCGACGUGCGGCUGUCGGGUCUGCGGUACUGUACGCGCGCGUGUGCGAGAGCAGCGUAGCGCGCGAUCUGACGCAGAAGCACAAGGAGCUCAUCGAGGAGCCUGUCCGCAGAUGGGCGCAGGAUGCUGCGCGUGGGGCUCGCGAUCUCAGCCAGAAGCGCAAGGAGCGGAUCGAGGAGCCCGUGCGCAAGUGGUUUCAGGACGCGGCGCGUGGAGCAGAGGUUGUCUUUACGCGCGGGCACAAGCGGAGGCGUCGCAGCGAGUUGACAGAGGAGAAGGUGCGGGAGCGCGUAGCGACGUGGAAGAAGCGGUUGGAGGCGCAGCGAGGGCGUGCGAAGGAGAAGCGCGAGCGCGAGCAAGCCAAGAGGCAGAAGAAGCGUGGGCCUGGCAUGGGGAGGCGAGCUGCCGCAAAGUGGGCGUAGCGCGAUGGUACCGCGGUGGUGACGCGGUGGUAGCGUAGCGCAGUCGUAGCGUAAUGUCCCACCUCUUUCUCUAUCUCUACCUCUCUCUCAGUGUCCGUCCCCCACUCACCGUUCCCAGCCAGCGAAUACGAGCACCAUUCACGUCGACCGC